AUGAACCGAGUAACCAUUUUACCCGGCCCAAAUACCAACCCUCACGGCCCCAAGCGUCCGCGAACUGAACGCAGAACGGACAACCCAUCCAGCUAGGCACCGAUUCACGAACGAGAGGACGAAGUUGAAUCCUCGAAGAACAGCACUUGACUGGACGAAGCCGAGAAACUCACGAACGCCUUUCGCGGUUCGCGACGCGGAGGUCGGAACGCCGACGCAGCGAAAGCUGUGAUGCUUGGCCGCCUCCCAACCGGCGCGCGGUCCUGCCUCUUCUCAGUGUACCUGUGAUCCGAUUCUUCCCAAUUUCAAGGCCAGAAUCCCAGCCCCUCCGGCCCUUCAGUGAAAUCUGCCUGCUGUCGUUCCUGGUGGACACAUACGCUGAUCCUAAUCAUCGGUUCAAGACACUUCCCAUUUGCGUGACUAGCUGCCUCCAGUUAUCUAUCCAAUGGCUGCUCAUAUGAACAUGGAGAUUGAGGAUGAUGAUGAUUAUGUUGAGUAUGUUCCUGUGGCAAAACGAAGGGCGCUCGAGGCACAGAAAAUCCUACAGCGAAAGGGCAAAUCGGCACCGUUAGAAGAGGAAACUGAAAAGACAAAACAAGUUGAGGCAAAGCCGAGCUUGCUUGUGAAGGCUACUCAGCUAAAGAAGGAAAUGCCAGAGGUGAGUGUGACUGAGCAAAUGGUUCAGCAAGAGAAAGAAAUGAUCGAGCAUCUCUCUGAUAGAAAGACUUUGAUGUCAGUGCGUGAACUUGCAAAAGGGAUUACCUACACAGAACCUAUGUUCACUGGAUGGAAGCCUCCAUUAGCCAUCAGAAGGAUGGCAAAAAGAGCUCGUGACACCAUUCGUAAACAGUGGCACAUUAUUGUGGAUGGAGAUGAUAUCCCUCCGCCCAUUAAGAAUUUUAAGGAUAUGAGGUUUCCGGACCCUAUCCUGGACAAGCUUAAAGCUAAGGGAAUUGUUCAACCGACUCCAAUCCAGGUACAAGGAUUGCCUGUCAUCUUGUCAGGAAGAGAUAUGAUUGGAAUAGCAUUUACAGGAUCAGGGAAGACACUGGUUUUCGUUUUACCGCUUAUCAUGGUGGCCAUACAGGAGGAGAUCAUGAUGCCUAUUGUGCCUGGAGAAGGGCCAUUUGGAUUAAUCAUUUGCCCAUCUAGGGAGCUUGCACGACAGACUUAUGAAGUAAUAGAAGAGUUCCUAGAGCCUUUAAGGAGGUCUGGGUACCCUGAGAUAAGACCUUUAUUAUGCAUUGGAGGAAUUGACAUGAAGUCCCAGCUAGAUGUGGUGAAAAAAGGAGUUCAUAUUGUGGUUGCAACACCUGGAAGACUUAAAGAUAUGCUCGCUAAAAAGAAAAUGAGCCUUGACAAUUGCAGAUAUUUAACACUAGAUGAAGCGGACAGAUUAGUUGACCUCGGUUUUGAAGAUGACAUCAGGGAAGUGUUUGAUCAUUUUAAAGCCCAAAGGCAAACUCUACUUUUUUCUGCCACAAUGCCCACAAAGAUCCAAAACUUUGCGAGAAGUGCUUUGGUUAAACCCAUAACUGUGAAUGUGGGAAGAGCUGGAGCAGCUAACUUAGAUGUUAUCCAAGAAGUAGAGUAUGUGAAGCAGGAGGCUAAGCUGGUUUAUCUUCUUCACUGUUUGCAGAAAACGCCUCCUCCUGUUUUAAUCUUUUGUGAGAACAAAGCUGAUGUGGAUGACAUACACGAGUACCUGCUUUUGAAAGGAGUGGAAGCUGUUUCUAUUCACGGAGGAAAGGACCAAGAAGAGAGGGAGUAUGCCAUUUCAUCAUUCAAAGCAGGAAAGAAGGAUGUGUUGGUGGCAACUGAUGUUGCCUCCAAAGGGUUGGAUUUUCCUGAUAUUCAGCACGUGAUAAACUACGAUAUGCCUGCUGAAAUAGAGAACUACGUCCACAGGAUCGGGCGUACAGGUAGGUGUGGCAAAACAGGAAUUGCCACAACGUUCAUAAACAAAACUCAAAGCCCAACAACCCUUCUUGAUCUGAAACAUCUCCUGCAAGAAGCCAAGCAAAGGAUUCCUCCGGUUCUUGCUGAACUUGAAACUCCAGGGGAGAAUGAUGAUGCAAUCACGAAUGCAAGUGGGGUCAAAGGUUGUGCCUACUGUGGUGGUCUUGGUCAUCGUAUUAGUGAUUGCCCCAAGCUUGAGCAUCAAAAGAGCCAGCAAAUCGCCAAUCAAAGAAGAGACUACUUUGGAUCUGGCGGUUAUCGAGGAGAAAUUUGAUUUGCUAUUUUGUAUAUUAUUAUAUUUUGUCCGUAUAAUUUUCUGAUCAUUUAAUAACUGGAUUUUAUCUUUUGUAGCACACUGGUCAUCUACGGUAAGUUAUACCGUACAACCGGCUUUACCAUGUAUUUGGUACAGCCGGGUACUUUUGUAAUUAAUUCCAAGUUGAAGGCUGAUUAUAUUAACAUCUGUUGAUUUUUUUCUUCGUUGAAGGCUAGUUCCGGACAGCUACUUUCCCGUGGUCUGCCACAUGUGAAUUAAUAGUGAUCGAUUAAAGG
Molecule: messenger RNA, 2511 nt
Organism: Cuscuta epithymum
Lineage: Eukaryota; Viridiplantae; Streptophyta; Magnoliopsida; Solanales; Convolvulaceae
Source: the annotation of a GenBank genome assembly